GUCCAUUACUUGCGCAACGGCUAGUUAGUAGUAACAACAUGUUCUUACUGCUGUUCAUGGGGCUCGUGCCUCAUAUAUGUGGAGUCAAAGUUCAUGAUGUGUCUACCGUGAUACCCACCUAUGCUGUCAACAACAACAAUUUGAAAACUACUUUGUAUUCGGACGAAAGUAUUAUAAAAUGUUUCCAAAUGGAAAAAGAAGAAAGUUUUGAUCUCGGACCGAAUGAACACAUACGCAACAAGCUUGUAGCAAUACUCUACACUUCUCAUCCAUCUCGGACUGCAAAUGUAGUGCUGGCAGCCCUAUAUCCCGACUCUUGUUAUUACAGUCUUGGAAAGGAAAUCAACGUAAAGGAUGACGAAUUUGAAGUACACCUGCAUGGGAAGGGAUGGGCGUACUUUAAGGAUACAAAAUGUGAAGGGAAGAAUUUAGAAAGCAAUCGCUUGCCUGAUACAUCGUGGUCUCUUCUAAUACCCCAGGACCCGAACGAAUAUCCUUACGACCCACAUUUUGAUAAAUCUAAAGUUAUAGACGUUCUUACUGAUUUUCAACUACACUCCUAUGGCAUUUUAGAAAACAUCAAAAUUACCGUCCAUACCAAAACGGAAUUUGUUUUAAAAUGCUACGAACUAAAUGACGAAGAAAGAGAGAAAUUAGAUUCUAAUGCAAAGUACGUGUCGAUUCUAUUUAAUGACAUAGAAGGUACAAACAGAGUAGCCUUACUUAUUAUGACCACUUGUGAUAACAUGGACAAAAACAUUAUAAACGUGAAAGACGAAAUGGUGGAAGUAUGGUUGUCGAAUGACAAUUGGGCGUACUUUGAAAAUGGCAAGUGUAAAGGAAAAGAAUUUGUAAAUAGCCAACUUCCCGUCACAGUAUGGAUAUUGCAAGACUCAAAGAAAGAGGAUAUCUUCAAAAAAAUGAGCCAAGGACUUGGACAAGGCGGGUAUGAGAAUGAAAGAGAGAAGAUCCGGCACACGGUCAACUCAGGGAAGUGA
Macrosteles quadrilineatus (aster leafhopper) is the source of this 998-nucleotide messenger RNA. RefSeq lists its product as uncharacterized. Bases 39 to 998 code for a protein of 319 amino acids. Lineage: Eukaryota; Metazoa; Arthropoda; Insecta; Hemiptera; Cicadellidae. The record is from RefSeq and is a predicted model, not a curated record. The transcript has 7 exons.